AUGGAGUGGGCAGAAAAGGACAAAGAAGUGAAAAGGAUCCUUGCCAAAUUGGACCAGCUGAUGCCCAGUGUCACUUUCACAGACAUAAACACCACCACAAGUGCCAAGAACAGCAAGGCCACCAUAUUAAACCGUAGGAGCUCAUAUUGCGUCGGAGAUCCCUUGAUGGUUCGGCUGGAUUUGUACGACCACUUGGGGAAGAGGAAGGAGUACGGAGGGGACUUCUUGCGAGCGAGGAUCUACUCUUCAGGCCUUAAGGCCGGAGCCUCUGGGCGUAUCACAGACUAUAGGAAUGGCACAUACCUGGUCAAUUUCACUUUAUUUUGGGCAGGCGAUGUCAGGGUGUCCCUCUUGCUCAUCCACCCCAGCGAAGCAGUUUCUGCCCUGUGGGCAGCGAGGAAGAAAGGCUAUGACAAAAUAGCUUUCACGGGCAAUUUUUUAAAUGGAACAUCAGACCUCUUCACUGAAUGUGGUUUUGUCAUUAACACAAAUGCAGAACUGUGUGAGUAUCUAGAUGAGCGAGACCAAGAGGCCUUCUACUGCGUGAAACCAAAGAAUGCGCCUUGUGAAGCUUUUGUUCGCCUGAAGUCCGACAAUAAAAAUGUCUCAUAUCUCAUGGAAUUGGAACAGAGUCUUUUAAAUAGUUCAAACACUGGCACUGAGAUCCCUCAGACGUUCAGGGACAUUCACGUCUAUUUCUGUGAAAGGAAGAAGACAAUGGCAAUGGAGAAAUGCAGGGUUGGGAUGACCUCCCCAUCUCCCAGUGGCUUUGUGUGGCAGAACCAUUGGCACCCCGUGUUCUGCAGCGUGCCCAGUUUCAACACUUUCAGCACCUUUAAAUGGAUUGACAUUUGCUUGAAACGAAAGCUGAUUUACCUCUUGGGAGACUCUACUGUGCGGCAAUGGAUGGAGUAUAUUGCAUCGAGAGUGAGAUCAUUCAAAUAUCUUGACACUCAUGGAGCUGGGAAGCACCAGAACUUGAUUGCUGUGGACAUGACAAAAAACAUUCAAAUCCAGUGGAAAAAACACGGCCAUCCCUUAGUCACUAUUAUAGAAUAUAUGGUAAGAGAUCACAGCUACAUUGCUCGGGAGAUUGACAACAUGGCAGGCGACAGAGACACAACUAUUGUUAUUGCUGUGGGCCAGCACUUUCGUCCCUUCCCCAUCGAGCUCUUCAUUCAAAGAAUGAUUAACAUCCGGGGAGCCAUCGAGCGCCUUCUCUUGAGGAGCCCAGAUACAAAGGUCAUCAUCAAAGCAGAGAACAUCCGGGAGAUAAACAUUGACCAGGAGCGAUUUUCGGACUUCCAUGGCUAUGCCCAAAACCUUGCACUAAAGGAUGUUUUUCGGGACAUGAAGGUUGGCUUCAUUGAUGCCUGGGACAUGACGGCUGCCUAUGGCACAAAAAUUCUUCACCCACCAGAAAAUGUGGUUGGGAAUCAGAUUAAUAUGUUUUUAACUUAUAUAUGUUAA
Molecule: messenger RNA, 1470 nt
Organism: Rhineura floridana
Lineage: Eukaryota; Metazoa; Chordata; Lepidosauria; Squamata; Rhineuridae
Product: NXPE family member 4-like
Exons: 4
Coding region: 1-1470 (489 amino acids)
Source: RefSeq, a predicted model, not a curated record